AUGUAUAUAUCUGUUUGGCAACAGCACAUUCCUUAUGGUUAUCAGGUGCCUAUCUUUCCUUCGUUGUACUGGCCAACGCUAUACAACUUUGAAGAUGCGAAGCUUUACCAUAUGUUUGAUAUAUGGAAGUUUACUCUUUAUUGGUCGCUUAUAUUCCUAGUUGUGUUUUAUGGAGCAGCAGGAAUUUGGGCUGCGAUAACUCAUCGGAAACUGGCGUUUUCAAUAUGGAUAGUUGUGGUCUAUCUGAUAAUUGCAGCUUUUCACGCUGUAGUUGCCGGCUCAGUCGUUGGAGUACUAAUUGGGCAAGUUUAUAGAGCUGGUGCCUUCUCCAUGUCAACCUGGAUCCCUAUGUGUUGGGGGGUAAUCCUGACCCUUUACGUACUGAUCAGCUCAUACACAAUCACUGGAGUAGCAUUAUAG
This is a messenger RNA of Komagataella phaffii GS115, 420 nucleotides long. RefSeq lists its product as uncharacterized. Lineage: Eukaryota; Fungi; Ascomycota; Pichiomycetes; Pichiales; Pichiaceae. The record is from RefSeq and is a predicted model, not a curated record. The transcript has a single exon. The coding region runs from base 1 to 420 and encodes 139 amino acids.